AAAAGAAAAAUACAUGUCGCUGCACUGCGCCCUACGCCCAUGCUGAGAGCUGUACACCCCGGAACAACACCUGCACCUGCGCAUAGCGCCUGUUCAGAAAAAUGGUCAGAUCUGCCAUGUCUCGUUUCCCUAGCAGACUUCAUUCCGACUGGAUAAUCCAACACCUGCCGCUGGCCGUCUUCAGUCAUCGAUUAUUUUCCUUUCUUUUUUCGCGAGUAUCUUCAGUUAUCAAUACAAUGACGUACAGCGGUGUGUGUCAAAGUUUGCGGCUUAUAGUCGCUGCCUCGCUGGCUGCCAGACUUCGCGGUUGACGAUUUCGUAGUACCUUGCACAGUUGCACCAUCUAUAUAUCAACACCCGACUGCUUGCCUCUCCUUCAGAGUUCAGAGCACAAACCACAGGGGCAAUGCGGAGUGCAGUAGUGCUGUACACAUGGUUGGUGAGGGGCCACCUCCACCCCAUGACGCAGCUUGCCAACCACCUCGCCGGCCAUGGCGUUGCCGUCACGGUCGCAGUAGCCGACGUUCCAUCUACAGGCAACUCCUCUGACACCAUUGCCGGCCUCUCAGCCACCUACCCUUCCGUGUCCUUCCACCUACUCCAGCCAACAGCGAGCCGUUCCGCUGACACGGCCGAUCCCGAUCCCGACGCCGAUCCGUUCAUCACCCUUAUCGCCGACCUCCGCGCCACCAACCCCGCCCUUCUCGCCUUCCUGAGGUCCCUCGCGUCCGUCAAGGUUCUCGUCGCCGAUUUCUUCUGCGCGUACGGGCUGAACGCCGCCACACAGAUCGGCGUCCCGGGCUACUUGUUCUUCACCUCCGGGGCGUCAGUCCUUGCUGCCUACUUGCACAUCCCCGUCAUGCGCUCCGCCGCCUCCUUCGGGGACAUGGGGCGCUCCUUGCUGCAUUUCCCUGGAGUCCACCCAAUUCCGGCGUCCGAUUUGCCGGAAGUCCUGCUUAAUCGCGACAACAGUCAGUACAGGACAACUCUUGGUCUCUUCGAGCAGCUGCCCAGAGCGAAGGGCAUAUUGUCGAACACCUUCGAGUGGCUGGAGCCCCGGGCCGUUAAGGCCAUAAAAGACGGGACUCCCCGCGCCGGCGAGCCAGUGCCGAGAUUAUUCUGCGUCGGCCCAUUGGUUGGCGAGGAGAGGGGGUGCCGCGCGAAGCACCAAUGCCUAAGGUGGCUUGACAAGCAGCCGGCGCGGAGCGUGGUAUUCCUCUGCUUCGGGAGCGCGAGCUCGGUGCCGGUGGAGCAGCUAAAUGAGAUCGCCGUUGGACUGGAGAAGAGCGGGCACGCAUUCCUCUGGGCCGUGCGCGCGCCCGUCGCGCCAGAUGCUGACUCGACGAAGCGGUUCGAGGGGCGGGGCGAGGCAACGUUGGAACAGCUGCUCCCGGAGGGGUUCUUGGACAGGACGCGAGGACGAGGAAUGGUGGUGUCGUCGUGGGCGCCGCAGGUGGAGGUGCUCCGGCACCCGGCGAGCGGCGCGUUCGUGACGCACUGCGGCUGGAACUCGACGCUCGAAGCGGUUACGGCGGGGGUGCCUAUGGUGUGUUGGCCGAUGUACGCGGAGCAGAGGAUGAACAAGGUGUUCGUCGUGGAGGUGAUGAAACUCGGCGUGGUCAUGGAUGGCUACAAUGAGGGGAUGGUGAAGGCGGAGGAGGUGGAGGCGAAGGUGAGACAGGUCAUGGAGUCCGAGCAAGGAAAAGAGAUGAGGAAGCGGAUGACGCUGGCGCAAGAGAUGGCCGCCGAUGCGCUGGAGAUCGGUGGAUCGUCAACGAGAGCAUUAGUUGACUUCCUGGAUACUCUGAAGAUUUCGAUGCUCGAUUGAGCCGUCGACGCUGCUCCUUCAUUUUAAUUUUUUUUUGAGAAACAUAUUUGUGGCCCGCGUAAUCGGAUUGGUCAUUUGUGGGCAAUCAGUCAGUGGUGUCCAGCCCAAGCGUGAGGCGACAUUGGCCUUCUCAAAAGAAAAAGGAAAUCAAGUUGGUUCCUCUACGGAGGCCACUUUAUCUCGAAAUUUGCAUUCGGUGAAAAUUUGAGGACAUUUAAUCUCA
Messenger RNA from Brachypodium distachyon (stiff brome), 2051 nucleotides. Its product is annotated as UDP-glycosyltransferase 88F3. Bases 407 to 1828 code for a protein of 473 amino acids. NCBI's taxonomy places the organism in Eukaryota, Viridiplantae, Streptophyta, Magnoliopsida, Poales, Poaceae. The record is from RefSeq and is a predicted model, not a curated record. Gene Ontology annotation, molecular function: UDP-glycosyltransferase activity. The transcript has a single exon.